This is a messenger RNA of Loxodonta africana (African savanna elephant), 2674 nucleotides long. RefSeq names its product interferon alpha and beta receptor subunit 2 (gene IFNAR2). The transcript is spliced from 10 exons. Gene Ontology annotation, biological process: type I interferon-mediated signaling pathway. Bases 831 to 2378 code for a protein of 515 amino acids. Gene Ontology annotation, molecular function: interleukin-22 receptor activity; protein binding; type I interferon receptor activity. Lineage: Eukaryota; Metazoa; Chordata; Mammalia; Proboscidea; Elephantidae. The record is from RefSeq and is a predicted model, not a curated record. Gene Ontology annotation, cellular component: plasma membrane.
GAGCUUGUCCAAUGUUGAGACUGAAAUGCUGGAUGGUUGUUAUCUGGCUUUUGCACGUGACCAGAGUUGGCAAUGUCAGUUCCGUGGGUGGCUCAGGAGAUAAUGCUAAGAAGGAGGAACAGAAGGGAGUUCGCUUGGCAACCACCAUCCCUGAAAGGAUUGUCAGUGAACCCUCACAGCAGCAGCUGAGGCUGAGCAAGCAAAUCCUGACCAGAACCGGAGACCCCAGCAUCCCCCUCUCGAUUCAUGAUGGAUCAAGUAGACAGCCACUUUGAGGACUAAGAUGCACCUGACCCAAGACAUGGUGUUUUCAAUCGCCUCAUAUGCAUGCCAAAGGACAAUGAAUAAGGAAGACUGAAGAACUGAUGCCUUUGAAUGAUGGGGUUGGUGAAGAAUAUUGAAUAUAUCAUGGGCUGCCAGAAGAACAAACAAAUCUGUCUUAGGAAAAGUACCAGCCAGAAGGCUCCUUAGAAGUGAGGAUGGCGAGACUUCAUCUCUCAUGGUUUGGACAUGUUACCAGGAGGGACCAGUCCCUGGAGAAGGACAUCAUGCUUGGUAAAGUAGAGGGUCAACUACAAAUAAGAAGACCCUCCACGAGAUGGACUGACACAGUGGCUGCAACAAGGGGCUCAAGCACGACCAAAAAAAGAAAAAUGAAGGACCAGGCAGUGUUUCCUUCUGUUGUACAUGGGGUCGCUAUGAGUCGGAACCAACUUGACGGCAGCUAGCAAUAACAACACAAUCUUUACAAGAGCAGAUCACCAGAACUUUUCUCCAGGAGAGCAGCUGAUGUGACAGUAAGUGAACCAAGAACUUGAAAAAUAACGAAGAUGGUUUUAAGCCAGAAUGCCUCUGUGAUCAGACCUCUUAACUUAUAUCCCUGGGUGUACAUCAGCCUUGUGUUCGUCACUUCACAUGCUUUGCCUGAUUUUUUAGAGAAACCUUGCACUUUAAAGAUAACGCUACGAAACUUCCAGUCAAUCUUCUCAUGGGAAUUAAAAAACCAUUCCAUUGUACCAACACACUAUACAUUAUGGUACACGAUCAUGAGUAAACCAGAAGGCAUGAAGAUGGUUGAAGGCUGUACAAAUAUUACGAGACCGUUUUGUGACCUAACAGAUUUAUGGAACAACAUGCAUGAGACCUACAUCCCAAGAGUCGUGGCAUUCAAAGGGAACACAGAGCUGGUCAGCUGUGUGGACAGUAUCUUCCUGCCCUUAAACAUGAGUUUUGACCCUCCGGACUUUGAGAUUGUUGACUCUAUGGGCCACAUUAAUGUGAUAGUGAAAUUCCCAUACAACGCUCCCAAGAUAAGUGUGGACAGGCUGCGGCGUCAUUUGUCCCUCGUCAUUGAACAGCGAUCAGAGGAGAUAGUGAAGAAGCAUAAACCCAAAAUAACUGGAAACGUCACUGGAGAUUUCGUUUAUGUCCUGGACAAGUUGAUUCCAAACACAAACUACUGUGUGUCUGUCUAUUUUGAACCUAAAAAUCUGCGAGCAGUAAUCAGAUCCCCCCUAAAAUGUACCCUCCUUCCAGGCCUGGAACCAGAGUCAUCGGAAUCUGCCAUAAUAGGAGGAAUAGUCACUGUGUUUUUAAUAGCAACUGUCUUCAUAAGCAGCAUAGUAACACUGAAGCGGAUUGGUUAUAUAUACCUAAGAUAUAACCUCCCCGAUGCAUUGAAUUUUUAUAACAGGCCAGCCUGGAUCUUUCCGGAGCCGCCACCAUUGGAAGCAGUGGAUACAGUGGAUGUCAUUUAUAUCAACCGAAAGAAGAAAGUGCGGGACUACAAUUCUGAUGAUGAGACUGACAGCGAGGAUGAGACCGCUCCUAGAGUGAGCGCUGGCGGUUACACCAGGCAUGGGCUAAUCACCAAGCUCCUGACUCAGGCUUCCACCUCCUUGUCCACCUCCAAGGAGUCACAGCUCAUAGACCUAGAUGUGGGUGAAGAUUACCUGUCAGAGGCUGAGGCUGAGCCCCCACUGGUGCCAGAGCCUAGCUCCGGGCAGUCAGAAUGUGCAAGUGGACCCUAUGACAGGAGAGAGAGUGAGCUCCAGGACCCCUUUUCCGAGGAGGACAACAGCUCCACCGAGGGCUCUGGGGACAGGAUAAUCUUUAAUGUGAAUUUAAACUCUGUGUUUGUGAGGGCCCUCGACAACGACGAUGAUGGAGAUGUCUCACCGAUGCUUCCAGAAGAGACAGUUGACCUAGAGAACCCUGAUGAGAUGGAAUCAAGCUUUCUGAUCCCCAGGGAGGAGGGGAUGCCGCCGCCCUUCCCCAGCACCUCCGAGGAGCACUUGGAGUCCGAAGAUGCUCCUUCCGAGAAAAGCGACUCUUCUGAGUCAGAUGUUGACAUUGGGGACGGUUAUGUAAUGAGAUGAUUCUAAAAAUGUUUAACUGGAACUGACAAGUAGAUGUUACAGCGUUCUCCCUUCUUGCACCCUUCCUUGCCCAUCUGUGGUCUGGAAGUGUUCUUCAAGGGAAGGAGCAGAAAACUAAAAUCAAGCCAGUUCUUGCCUGUAACAUCAUCUAUGCAGACCAGACACAUGGUAGCACUCAGUGCAUUGUUUACAUGCUCAAAGUGAUACACUUGGAAGGGAGAAUUCUCUAGCAGUUCUCUUUGCUCUGGUGUACUUACAGUGUAUCUACAUGAUAGCUGUCAGAGUAAGAAGCAAGA